GUGGCGGCAGCAGGAAUUUUUUCCAAUUAGAGACCAACAUAUGGUAAGGAUAAUUACGUGUUAAUAGAACAACAGGGAGCCGGCCUGGACCCCCUCAUUAUUGGAUCUUCUCUUAUAUACGAGUACCUUUUCCUUUAUAAUAUAAAAUGUUAAUUUAAUACUGAAUUUAAUUUCUUAAGACCUUUGACACCACUUGCCCGUCGUUUACAGAUUUUUUUAAACAUAUUUAUGAUAUAAGCGUAGUCACUGCUUCAAAAUAAUAUUUUAUAAAUUUAAUAUUAUUGAAAUUAUAUAAAACUAUAUGAGAAUACCUACGCAACAAACGUGUAACAGACAAGAUACCACAAUACUUGAAAAAUCGAAUUCAAACUAUUGAGUUAAAUUAAUAUAAUUGAACAUGGGCCAAUAAGAUUUUAGAGGGACAUGACCCAUCCGGGCCCACCUUUAGAGCCAUCACUGGUUUCACCGUCUUCUUUACAAGUUUUUAAAAUUUUUAUAUUUUUUAACUAGUAGGUAGUAAGUUUAGUAAGUACUACCCUACUUAUAUCUAAAAUACCUACUGUUUUAGUUUUGGUUCUGGUAACAACAAAAGCAAAUAUAUCAUUUUAUUAAAUAUAAAUAAUAAGUUCCAACUUUUUAUCUGUACAAAACUAUAUGUACAAUAAAAAUCUAACAAGUAAAACAAAAUCUAUACAACUUACAAUUUUUACAAUCACCAUUAAUAAUUAUUUUCUUAUUCAAAAAUAAAAAAUAAAUUUCUAAAUACGCCUGAAUCUAUAAGUUUGAUUCAAUAGCGACCGCAGGAGGGAGGCAAAAGGGGACAAUGCCCCCUUGAGAUUUUAAACUGUAUAUAAUUUUAUAACGCAUUUAUAUUUGUAUAUUUAUAGUAACACAUUAUCAAUAAAUAUUAAUAUAACUACUUACUGAAACAAAUUAAAAAAAAAUAUGUAUAUAAUAGCGUACUAUUUUUUUUUUGUCUAUAAUCCGUAUUAAAAACUGUUCCAAAUAUUUUACAUGAUUAGACCCGUAUUGGGAUACCUGGAAUUUUCCGGUAAGCCUUACUCAUAUAGGUUCUUAAUUUAAAUAAGCUUUCAAAUUUUCCUACUUUGAUUCCCUCAAAUUACCUAUUUUAGCUUUGUGAUUUCUUAUUGGUACUUAAAAAUAUUCUUUUGAAGAAUAUCUUUUGUGUAUAUAAGUAAUUUAAUCAUAUCUCGGUAAAUAUAAUAUAUAGAACUCAAAUACUCAAUAUGCGUUUGUAUUAUAUUUAAUGAUUAAUCAGUUCUCUGUUCUAUACCUACUUUAUCUACAAGUAUUACUACUUUCAAUGAUGUUUUAACCGCACUUGAGCCGUUAUCCAAAAACCAUAGAGUUCACCAGCUAUAUUAUGUACCUAAGUCCAUAGUUUUUUAUACAGUUCCUUUAUUUUAAAAAUUAUAUACCUCUACGUAAUAUGAUGUAUUGUCAAGCUGACCGAUACGGUUAUAAGUGAUACACUCACGUUUUAAAAUCAAUAUAGGUAUAGAUUCCAAGGUCGAUUAAAUGUGUUAUAGCUCACACACACCGUAUAGUAUACACAAAUGGAAAAAUUUAAGUGUGCAAUAGCAAAUUCGCGUGUGUGUGUGUGUUGUUAGUUUGAUAGCCACCUAAGCGGUUAUUUUUUUUUUAUCCCAACAGUUAUAUCUAUCGAUUUGAUGAUGUUUCCAGAGAGUAAAAAAAUGAAAACGUCCUCGUACCAAUUGUUUUAGGCUAGUGUGGAAAAAAAAAUGUCUAAAUUAAAAUUUAUUUUAAAUGAUUUUCGAGGAAAUUUAUCACGUUCACAACAUAUAUAUAUAUAUGCUGCGUUUUUAAAUAAUGUUGAAAAUGUUUGAAAUUUGAGGGAUCUUAUUAUUUCCGAGUAUACCCUUUCACCAUUCAUCUAUUUUAACUUCUCUCGUUCUAUUAAUUUUUUUACCAUUUUCCCCUACUAUCGAUUAGCAUUCAAACGCAAAAUAAAUUCUAAUGAUCAUGACAAUAAUAACCGAUAUAAUUAAAUGCACCAGUUUAAUAAUUAUUCGGAAUAAUAGAUUCAUAAUCAUUUUUAUCAAUUGCCUUUGAUUCGAUUUCUACGAUUCGUAAUAAUUUAUUACAAAUAACGAUAAAAUGUAUUAUCUGGUUCGACGAAUUUAUUUUUAAUUUUUUCUUGCCGUGUUUUCAUAGUUCUAUAAUUUAUGACUCCUAUAUCUAGAUAACUAGGUAAGUGCAUGAAGUACAUAAAUAGCUAUAACUGUUAGGGGUAGUAGUAUGACCUAUUCACCGAGAUAAUAGUCAAAAUAGUUUGUAUUAAAAAAUUGUUUGAAAAAACACGACUUCGAAUGUAUUUUUAAGUUAUAUUUACGGAGUCGCCGUCAUAACCGCCAAACCAAAAAAAAGCGAACGUCAAAAUAGCGACGGAAAAAUAGCUAAGCAUAGAAUAGCUAAAACGCAUAAUAGCGAACGUUCAGAACAGCUAAAGUAUAUUAUUUUUAAAUUAUUAUUACUGCACGUGUUUAAUGAUACAUAAGUCAUCCGGAUUUAUAAAAUUAUAAAAAAACGUAUAUUAUUUUAUCAUAGAUAUUUGUAGUGAUAAAUUAUAGUUUAUGCCUUUCAAAUAAUUUACAAUAUUUCUCUCCGUAUAUUGUUUUUGAAUUUUUAAAAUUCUUAAUGCAGUAUCUUGAUAUUUUUUUUUUCUGUUAGGUUUAGUCCACUUAUGUAUUUUGCUCUACUUUCAUUUCUGUAUUAGUCUGUUCUUGUUUGAACCCGUCUAUAAGUUCCCAAAGUGUUGGGUGACACGAUCAAAUUAAAUUAUUGAAACCACGAUUCCAACCUACAUAAUAUAUACAAAUCUAUUAAACAUAAUUAAUGUAUUUUAAAUAUAUUUAUGUAUACAUUAUAACUACCUUCGACAGAAUUAUUAGUCUUUGGAAAAUCUAUCGCACCACAACAAAUACUAAUUAUAAAUAAAUACUCAUAAUAAUAAUAAUUUUAAAAUAAUAUACUUUAGUUGUUUUGAACAUUCGUUAAUAUGACUUUUAGCUAUUUUAUGCUUAACUAUUGUUCCGUCGCUAUUUUGGCAUUCGCUAUUGUGGUUUCACAGUUUUGACGUAAACCAUAUUUAUGUAACUACUAAUUUGUUGUUCAACUCAUAUUUCGUAAUAUCGAUUAUGCAUAUUUAGUAUUUGUUUAAUAAAUACUUGAUUUGAAGGGGGAGGAGGCCUGAGUAUUGAGAGGACAAAACUUCCAAACCCCUCUAUAUUUAUCUACGACAGUGCCGUGUCAUAUACCUACCAAGUAUAUAUAAAUAUAUAAUAUAACACGCAUAAUAAUAAUUAAAAUAAUUUAGGAAAAUCCACUCUACGAGCGUGCAAAGUUCCCGGUUUCUAAACAUAUUUUAACCAAUGAAUUAUGUAGACCGUGGGUAUACAAUUUUGAAAGAAUUCGUAGCUAUUAUGCUUAGAAACUUAAAUAAAUUAAAUUUAAAUAUCUUAUUUUGUAAAUAGGUAAUACAUAGACAGGGUAUAAUAUAUAAACUAUUCUUUAAGUACUCAUAUUUUGGUACCUAUUUUUUUGAACAUUCGCUAACAUUAAUUUAUAUUUAAUUCUCGCAUAUUUAAAUUAAUAAUGAUAAUAAUGUUAUAAUACGAAUAAUAUAUACAUAUCUAUAUAUAAUAUAGUUAUUAUAUAUGUAUCUUUGUCAACCAAAUCAACAACCGUAGCUAUACGUAACUGUAUGGUCUGUAUUAGAAAUUACACGGAUAAACACAACGGAGAUACAAGGUGUUCUAAACUUAAAUUUAGAGAUCUGAAGAAAACUAUUAAAAAUAAACAUAUUUUAAUGAAUAAAAGCUUUAUUUUAGUAUUACGUUUUCAAUGUCAAGCACCUACAGUUUAGAAGAUCUUCAAGGACAUUUUUCUUUAGAUCGCCUUUAGUAUCCACUUUUUUUUUUCUGUUAGACUGAUUACACUUAAUUGAAUCAUAUAAGGUUAUAUCCUGUAUUCAAGUGGACCGAAUAACCACGGAUGUGAAUAAAUGAAUUGUCCAGUAUACCGCACGCGCACAACGUGUCACCACUUGUAAUUAUUGAAGUUUUAUUUGUACAAACUAUUUUGAUUAUUUUAUUAUAGACAUAUUUUUGAUAUGUUAAGAAAUCAUCGAAUUGGAUUAGCAUUACUCCUAUUUGUAGCUACACAACUAUGUACGCUUAAUGCAGGUAAAUAACUAAUGAUUUUAUAAAAUAUUGUAAAACACCCAAAAAGGUAGGUACUAAUCAAAAAAAUAAUUCCUGUAAGUUAUAUUUUGUGGUCACAUAGUUUUAAAAAGUAGGUAUAAAUACAUUCUAAAAAAUAAAAGUUAUAAAACUCAAGUUCCUUAAGUGGACCUUAAUUUUUCAAUUUAUUUUUACCUAAAACAAUUAUUUCAUACAGGAUUGAGUCACCACCUAUGGCCAAUGUCCCAGUUAAUACAAUUAAUUUUUAUUUUAUUCGUAAAUAGUGUAAUUUUGUAACUUGAUAUUUCACAUAGUUAUUGCUGUAUUCAUCUACAUUAAUUAAUUUACUAAUAACUUUAACUAAUAAUUUACUGGUAAUAUCAAUAAUUACAACAACAUAGAUAGCCUAAGAUUGCCAUAGAACGGGAAAAUCCAAUUUAAAAAUAUUAUUACUAAUUUUUCACUCUUUAAUAUUCCGAAGACUGAAAUUUAAAAUACCUAUGUAUUGGCAUCACGUGACCAUGAAUCAUGUAUUUAUGGUUAAAUUUUGAACUUGCUCAACAACCAUAGAUAGAUUAAAUCAAGUAUUAAUAGAAAAAAAGAUCUUACGAUGGCCAUAGAUAACGACUCCAUCCUAGUGAGGUUAUAGCUAAUAUUCAAAUUGAUUUUCCAUCAUGUUCAAAUAAACUCAUAUUAUAUAGCUUUCUCGUUAACAACGAAUAACUAUUUAAAUUUAACUUUAGUGACUAUAAAAUAAUUACUCAGUUUUAAUAUACCUAUUCAUGCAUGAUUCAAUGUUUGUUUAAAAUUUAUUAAUAUCAUAUAUUAAAUAGGCAUCAAUUUAUUUUUAAGUUAAAUAAUUACAUCGCCUUAUACCCAUAUCCAUAUAAUGUUUAACAUAUUCAAUUUGAAUGAUAAAUUAAUUUCUUCUAAUAUUUUUUUUAAAUUUUAUUUUACUUUAUUGAAAAAAUGUAUAGGUAUUAUUACGAAAUAAUUUAUUGUUAUUAUUCUCAUGGAAUCGAUCAGUUAUCAAUAAGGGAAUAUAUUAAAAUUGCAUUAUGUUUUAUCAUUUUUAGCAAGGGUACUCUACAAUGCAUCAGUAGAAUACAACUUAAGAAAACAUAUUUUUAAAGACUAUGACAAAGUUGUAAUUCCUGCUACCCGUGGUAGCUUCUUAAAAGUGAACAUGAGAAUGAUGAUAAAAAAUGCGGAGUUGGUAAAUAUUGCCUACCUAUAUAUUAUAUUUGUUACAUGUUAAAAGUCAUUAACAUUUAAAUUAAGCACUAUAUAAUAAUGUAUGCAUAAUAAUAUGUAUAAUAAUACAUUUGCAUAUGUUAUAUAGGAUUAUGAAAAAUCUCAAAUGAUCCUUAGUACUUGGUUCAUAGCAGUAAGUACACUAUAUUUAAUUAAAAAUUGUUUUAUGUUAUACUUAUCUAAACCUAAAAUAUUAUAUUAAUCCUACAGAGUACUAGUACCUACAGUCUAUACAAUACACAUUUAAUGAAUGAUUAAACUACUUAGUUAAACAAGACAAACUGUUAUUUUUUUCUUUAAUCUUUUUGUUAAUUCAUUAUGAUUUAACACGGGGUUUAAUAUCUGUCAAAAUAAUAAAAAAUUAUAGAUAUAAAUUAUUUGUUUAACGAAGUCAACUACUUUUAAUUCAAUUUAAAAACGUAUUGAACACAUCAUAACUUAGCUAACGACAAUCUGUUAAAAACUAUAUUUAUAUACUAUAGGUUUAGGUUAAAAUAUUAUCAAUUAUCAUAGUUUAAAAAUGUAUUAUGUUAUUCCAUAGAAAGAUGAUAGAGACAAAUCGCGUUUUUAAGAACAUACAUCAAUUGUACGUAUUCAGAAUUAUUUUUCGGAGAAGGAGAACUAAACUAUACGUGAACUAAAAAUAAUAUUAUUAUAAUGAUGACGAUUAAGAAAAAAAUAAUAUAUUAUAUCCCUGUCUAGGAAAUGAUAAUGUAAGGUUUUAACUCAAUAAAAGCGAGUAAUGUGGACUAACAAAAUUUGAACGAAUAUCUAUCGGACUAUAAGAUAUUAUAAUAUAAAUGAGCAAAAAUUAAUAUUUAUUAAUUAGUACUCAAUUAGCAAUUACUAAUACGAAAUUGUUAAAUGGUUAUUGACUUAUUAUAGAACUAGAAAUAAAAGUUUUCGUGUUGUUUAGAAUUGGAAUGACGAUCGAUUGAUUUGGGAUCCAGAGCAGUAUGAACAAGUGAAUUCCAUAAUAGUUGACCAUCGUGAAAUUUGGCACCCGGACGUCAUGGCGUUCAACAAGUAUGUGUAAAUCAAAAAUCACUUCGAGAUUUAGUUUAUAAUUAAAUGUAUUAUUAUUAUUAUUUCAGCGUUGAUGCUAAUAUGGAAGACGAUCGGACUCGUGUCAACAGUGUGGUGAACAACACCGGUUCGGUGAUCUGGGUGGAACCUGUACAGUACAACAUCCAUUGUCAGACGGACACGACACAUUGGCCUCACGAUACACAAACCGGAGUCUUGCGACUUGGGUCAUGGAUGUACCUAGGCAACGUGUUGAACCUAACCACUGACAACGACGAAGUCAGUUUCUCUAUUUACAAUAUACAAUAUUAAUAUAUUAUAUUUACCCUAUACCUACUCUGUCAAGAGCGCAUUUUCAUAAUAGUUGUGAUUUGAUUCGUUUAAUCCCACAGGUAGAAGUGGCGAGCUCACAUUCGGAAUGGGACAUACUCAAUGUAUACAAAGAGAGAAAUGUUAGAUUCUAUCCAUGUUGUCCCGACGAACAAUAUAUCGACAUAGAAUACAGCAUCACCAUCAAACGAAAGGUCCAUCCGUAUCAGUCAGUCAUUUAUAUUCCAGCACUAUGCAAGUAUUUUAUUGUUAUAUAUAUAAUAUAUAUAUAUACAUAAUAAGAAUAUCGGUAUUGGUAUUAUUGGCACUUGAUAAAAAUAUUAUAGAAACGGCGACUUUGAAAGGUUAUAACAGCCCGUAUCCACAAGCAACCCUGAAAAAAAUAUAAAUCAUUUUAAUUAUGAUUUUAAAAUAAAAUCAUUUUUAGAAACCCCUCCCCAGUGAAAGAAUUCUGGAUACAGUAAUGGUUACAGAAAUUGUGUUAGUUAUGAUAGACCAUAUGAAAAUAUGUAUCCAAAUCCACAUUAAAUGACCGCUAUUGCCUACAACUUAUUAUUAUCUAAAAAUAAAUAUUAUAAAAUAACUGUCGAUGACUUGAUACAUGAUUCUUAUUCAGAUAACCAUCAAUAUAUUUAAUCAAUAUAAUAAAUAUUUUUCGAAAAACACACGACGAAGAAAAUAUUCAGUAUAAUAAUAAAACGAUGAUCAGCUUGCAUAUAGCAGUAUUUAAAAUCUGCAAUUUCUAUUGGAUGAUUGAACAAAAAUUAGCACAGAGAAAAAUAUCUUAUGGUUUGUGCUUAUCAGUAAAUGGGUAGGUAUAAGGUUAUUAUUUUUAAAACUGUUCCAGGAUGAUUUUUUUUGUUGAUUUUUUGGAAGUAAUUAUAUUAACUGAUUUUAAUUUAUCUUUAUCAUAGUCAAAGCAGGAUUAGCUUUGCUUCACGUUCCGUAAGCAAAUAAUUCAGAUGGACUUAACUGGCCCAUUGCCUGUUUUUAUAGACCUGGCCUGUAUCUCAGCCGUGCUUCUAUAGUUAUGCAAAAUUAAAAUGAUAUAAUCCUGCCGUUAACCUAUAAUUAUCAAAAACAAAGACCAAUUAUAAUCUGUCUAACCUUAGAUCAUAAACAUUGUAUUUGUCCUUUUAAGUAUUAUUAUUAUUAUUUUUUUUUUUAAUAAACAAAAUUAAUGGCAAAAAUUGUUGUUAUAAGGUGUAUUAUACUUACAAGGUAAGAUGGGUAUUAUUUUAUAAUAUCUACUUGAAACAUCAAAUAAAAUAUCCCAAGUUUCUUACUAUUAUAAAUAUAUUAAUUAACAAUAGUAGAUGUUUUUAUUUUUUUAAAUUUGGGGCGUAAUGAGGAACGUCUUGAUUUUCCAAUGAUGUUUAAUUUAAUUUAGUUUUUUUCUGUAAGCAAUUUUUCCACCAAAAAUCUCGCUCCGGUGUAUCAAGUAUAGCACCUUCUCUAAAUGAAAAUUUUACCUACUUGGUACUUUAAAAAGGUCAUUUUUGAUUUUCUAAAUAGGUAGUUUUCAUAAUAAUUGGGAAAAACCAAAGAAAAACUCAGGAAAACAGGAAAAUAUACGUAAAUAUAUAAAAGAAACUUCGCUCCGAAUCGUUUUUCGUUAGCAAUGGUUUACCGUUGCUUAUAAACUCAAAUUAAAUUCCUCUAUAUAUCCUAACUUCCCCUUCUCAUCUACAACAAAGGCCCCCCAUCGUGCUAAAUGUGCUCGUCUUUUUUAAUAGAUAUAACAUUAGGUAGGUGCGUACGACUUUAUUUAAUAAUUUCACAUAUUAAUUGGUGUAGAUACCUAUAAUAGUGCCCACCUAACACUAGAUACAAACAAGUUUCUACUCAAUAUUGUUUAACAUAUAUUAAUCAUUAUCAGAUUAUUAAAUUAAAUAUGCUAUGUACGUUUUAAUUUUCAUUAAAUUAAUAUAAUAAUAAAGAAAAUAACAGAAUAUUCAAUAUAUUUAGCAUAAAAUAUUUUGAUUAUACAUUAUAUUAUAAUAUAUAAUAACGAUACGGGUAAAUUGUAUUGGUCAAUGAUAAUAUUACUGUAUUUCUAAUUACAUUUUUAAAUUAAAAAAUUUUAUAAAAUAAUAAAAUUUGAUCUAAACGAUCAAAAUACAUACCUAUUUAGUACCCAUCAUUAAAACCUAUUUAAUAUGUUUGCUGAUAAACUUAAUUGUGAGCCACGUGAACUCGCAGUGAAUGAUUGGUUAUUAAGAAAAAUAACACAAAUUAUGCUUACGGCUAUGAAAAUGAAAUACAAUAAAAGAGCUUAUAGUCCACUGCUGUAUAGGUGAAAACUUAAAAAUAGGUAUAGGAUAUAUUAUAGUGUAAAUAACUUAGUUUAAGCCCUGAACGCAGUGGCGCCCAACCCUAUUACUAGCAGUUGCUACACUUUGGAAAUAAGGGUGGUUACCUAUUCAUACAUUACCAAAUUUUAAACGCAAUUUAAGACCAAACAUGUAUAUGGUGAUCUCUAUACAAUAUAAUCACGAAAUUCGGAGGAUUGUUACGUAGAAGUGGGAAAUUAUAAAUACAAAAGGGUCCGCAUUUACAUAAGUCCAAAUAUCUGGACGUUGAAAUAAAUAACACAAGAAACGACCAUGAAGAAAUUAGAAUAAGAACAACUGCUUUGAAUAAGUGUUAUUAGUACUAUUAUUAUUAUUAUUAUUAUUAUUAUCAUUAUUAUGGACUAUAGAAUAUAUUUAGUUUAAAACAAGUAUCACUUAAAUCAAAAAUGACACUAUCUAUUUUAUUUAUAACUAACCGAAUUGCAAAAAAUAAAAUCAAAAUAACAGAAACAGAAAACAUUUUCUACAAAAAACAACCCUUAAAGUUGAUUAUCAGAGCAAGAUUUCUGGAAGUUUGAAGCUUUUUACAAAUAGGAAAUAAAUCUUUUUUUUUCCUUAGACCCAUCGUAAAACAUUUUAUAAUACAUAGGUGUUAGUACCUUUAUUAAAAAUCAAUGAUAAAACACUAAAAUCAAUAGUUUCCUCGCUUUGUAGAAAAUCUAGAAAUUUAAAAAAAUUACUCACACACGGUAGAACCAACUCGCCUAAGCUAAACAUUUAAAAUAAGUAUGGCAACGUUAUGUUUAUUUUUGUGUACAAUUAUGUUACAUUUCGAUUUAUUGUUCGAUCGAAAAUAUGCUCACCGUAUUGCGAGAAAGAUAAACUAUGCUCAAUCAUGUUGCAACUAAAUAAUUAUAAUAUGGCUUAAAGGUGAUCAUUAAAUAUAAAUAUUUAUACAUACAUACCUACCUACUCGUGUGUCACAAAUUGUAUGAUUAUUAAACAACUAAAAAGUAUUAUACCUUUAUUAUACCUUUAUAAUAGGUACUCAUAUCUAUAAUUUUUAAUUUGUUUACCAAAUACCUAUUAUUUAAACGUAAUUUACAUACAUUUUAUCAAAAAAACUCAAAUUAAAAAUAUGAAUAAAUGCAUACAUCCCAUUACCCCAUUGAAUCAAUUCAAUUGUAUUUAUAUUACAUAUUUGUAUCGAUGAGUAGAGUUAGGUAUGGGUUUUCUGAAUGUUUAAAGUAAUUUUGACUACUUUGUAUAAACUCUGUGCCAGGUACUUAUGUAUUGUUAUAUUUUCUCAGGCAGUGCAUUGUUUAAUUUAUUGACAUUUUGGCUACCACACACUGACAAUUAUUGUAAACUGUUUGUAAACAUGUUUAAUGCGCUGUUCGUUGCUCUCACUAUCUUGAUCAUGUACUCCAAAGUGCCAACUGUGACUUCCACCGUGCCACUGAUUGGUAUGUAUGUGUGCUCGAAUUAGAAAAAUAAAAUAAGGGCUAUAAGACUAAAAAAUUAGCAUAGCAUGCAAUGACUGAACUAAACCUAACCUUAACCUAACUUAUUUUUAUCUUCUAAAAAUGGUUCCUUUUUAACUAGGAAUUCAAGCCAUAAAUGGCGGUUGUCACUUUGAUAGUACAAGAUAAUCAAAUAUAAUUUUUAUUUUUUUAUAUUACUCACAGAGAUGAGGACUACAAAUUUAUAUUUAAAUUAAAUUUUUAUUUUUAGGUAAAAAAAUUAAAAAAAUUACUUUUUAUUUUAUUAUUUUAAAAAAAAUUGAAUUUUAAAUUUGUAAAGAGUUUGUUCUUCUUAAAAUGUUGACGUUUACAAUUUGCAUUUUCAUUAAACUUUUAGUUUUUUAUAAUUCUUUAAAACUCUGAGAAAAAAAAGUGUAAAGACAAUGUCAACCAUACUAUUAAUAAUAACCUAUGUUAUAUUAUAAUUAUUAUUCUGAUUACCUAUAAUUAUGCAGCAGACUGUAAUCGUAUUUGCUAAUUAUUAUUAUAUUAUGGGUAACUUAUUGUAAACUUUUUUCUCUGAACUUUAAAAAAUUAUUAAAAAUCAUUUUGAAUUUAAUGAAAAUAAACAAUUAAAAUGUCAAAAUGUCUAGAAGAAUAAACUCUAUAAAAUGGUUAUCAACACAUUUUUGAAAAUAAUAAAAAAAUAAAUUUUUUAAUAUUUUUGCAAAAACAUACAAAUUUAAAUCAAAUAUAAAAUGUACACAAAAUAUUUAAUAUUUGUAGUCAUUAUCUCUGGAAGUAAUCCAAAAAAAAAAAAAAUUGUUUAUCUUUAUUAUUUCAGGAUAUGUAAAAAAUGGGUAUAUAUUUUUGGGACACUGUACAAUAAUAAUUAUUAUUUUAUAUUAUAUGAUUUUCGAAUUAUAAGACCAAAUUUUUUUUUUUUUUCAUAUAUAUUAUUAUUAUUACUUACAAAAACAGACGUACUAAUUGCCCUUCCGUCCCAAUAAAAAUAAUUAGUAAAUUGAUGCUGAAAAAAUAAAAAUAAAAAAAUAGUAGUGACGUUAUCUCAAGUUCGAGCAGUGAUGUAGACACUGUUAUAUACAUAUAUGACAUGACGCAAAGGCCAAUGUAUAAAAAAAAAUGUAUUUCAAUAAUUAUAGAUGUUACGUUAAAUUUUCGGAAAAAAAUAUAUUUUUUUCAAUUUUCAGCCAGUAUUUUUGACAUUAUAUAAUACAAAUAAAAACUAAGGUAAUAAUUCGAAACCGGUCGUAUACAUUACACUUAUCAUAAUACUACAGGCGACACAUCGAUUCAUUUAUUAAUUUUUAUUUUUACAUAUACAUUUUUUAUUUAUAUAUUUAUUUACUAUAUUCAUUUACUUUAUUUACGAGUAUGAACCAUUUUAAUAAUUUUGUUUUUACUUUAUUAUUUUAUUAUUAAAUAUUAUAUGUGUCAUCGAAUAUUUAGAAUUUAGAAUUAAGUAGGUAUACUUAUGCUAUCUAUACGUAUUGAUUAUCGUUACAUAAAAUUUACCUAAUUUUUUUAAUAAUUUAUUUUUCUUAGUCGUUUACUACACUUACAGUUUGGGACUGAUCGCCAUAACGAUUGUGAUAUCCUUGGCUGUAAAAGGCAUGUCAGCGAUGAGCAGACCAUUGCCAUACGGAAUAACGCAGUUCCUUCACUCCAAUUACCUAGUGUACUUGGGAAUCGAUAUUAUGAACGUACGCAACAAUAAUAAUUUCCAAUAAAUAUAAUAUGAAUAGUUAACAAUUAUAAUAUUAAAAUGAUACUGUAUUCUUGUCAUAUGUGGUCUAUAGGUUACUUAACGAUACUUACUUACUUACUUGCAUCUAUACCGAGUCAUUCCAAUCAAUUAGAAUCAUUAGUUAAUUAGAUUUUUACACUUGUAUAUUAUUGAAUGGUUCUUGGAUGUACAAAAAACUUAUAUUUGCAUUUUUCUAGAAGUUGUGAAAUUUUUGAUUUAUUUAUAGAUAUUUAAAUUAAGCGAGUUUUUUUUACGUAUUUUUAUUUGGUAGGUACUCUGAGGAUAAAUUGUUAGACUCAACAAAAAUGCUUGAAAAUUCGACUCGACAGGAAAUUUAUUAUAAAUCAAAUUUAGUGGUAAAAAAAAAUUGAGUGUAUAAUAAUGUAAAAUUCUUUUUUAUAAGAAUUUUAAUAUCAAAUUUUAAAAAAAAUCGUAAUCAUUACGGCUUUUCAAAACACAUAUAUAUAUAUAUAUAUAUAUAUAUAACCAAACUUGACUUCAAAUUGUUUUUCGUUGCUUACAGAUAUACAUUUAUGUAUUUGUUGAUAUUUUAAUUAAAUAUAAAAAAUGGUAGACCACAUAUUAUAACAAGAAUACCCAUCAUACUCAGUGGCAUAAAAUAGGAAAACUCUGCAAUUUUAUAGAAGCUAGGUUUUUGAAACAAUUCAAACAUUUUCAUUCAAUUUUGAAAAAUACGUAUUUAAAAAAAAAAAAAAGAGAAGCAGAAAUAUUUUGGAAAUUUUAAGUAGCGUGUGAAAUUGCAUCCUGAACAAAUUACCAUCGGGUAUCAAAUAGUAUACCAAUAACAAUAUGGCAUAAACAGUGCCAUAUACAGAAUUUUUUUUUUUUUUUGUUGGUAUUCUAAAAAAAAGUAAUUCUCUUCACUAAAAAUUAUAACCUUGUACACCUAUAUAGUAUUAAAAAAAUUUACUACAUUCAUGCAUUAUUGGUACACAUAACCUUUUAUUUUUAAAUACCUGUCAAAUAAUAAUAAUAUAAAGUAGGUUAAUAAUUGUUUUUAUUUUUUCUUAUGAAAUAAUGAGACCUAAGUAACUUCAAAUUAUGUCGAAAUUGUAAUUUGUCUGUUUUUUUUUUUUAGCCAUUGUGUCUUAUACUUCGUAUGUAAAGAUUCACAGAUAUUUCUCAAUGAACUUACAAAAGUGCAAGUCCCGUUAAAUGCUCAUUUCUACUUUUAUUAGGUACAAAACAAUGUUUUAAGAAAAUUCCGAUAACUUGUAGGUAUAAUUUGUAUAGUACAAAUCAUCAGUUAUUUUUAUAUUGAAUGCUCGUAUCUACGUCAUAAUGUUUGAUAGUUGAUACGUUACACGACAUUGCUGACAUUCACGGACUUGGAGAGAUAAAAUAAUUUUCGAAAUUCCUUUGUGCUGCAGUGGUUUAUUUUUGUGUUCCACAAUGUCUUAUAGUAUAUUUUUUAAUAAUACAUAUUUAAUAACAAAGUGCUCAUGUUAUUUCGAUUUAAAUUAUAAAAGAUAACGAUUUUAUACAAAUAAAAUUUGGGGGAGCGGUAGAGCCCAGACCCUGUGGACCCUUCUCUCUUUAUAUACGUGCCUAGAUAAAACUACCUAUUUAAAGGUUAUAUCUACCAAGCAAAUUUUUUUAAAUCAAAACUGGUCAUAAAUUCAAACAAAGAAACAACCUUGAAUUAUAUUUAGUUAGAUGUAUAAUAUUACUUCAGACUAAGUUUAUAUUAAUUUUAUUGCUAUAUCAAUUGCAACUACCUCUCCCUAGUUGUCAUUGUUGUAAUAAAUAAUCAUAUUAUGAUGCAAAAUUAUAUUUAAUCAAAUGCACGCGCUUUUGUCGUCUUUACAGGACUCGGUGGCCGAUUGUCACAUGCUUUGCGAACCCGAGGAGACCAACGGUCAAAUGGCCGACUUGAAAGCGAGGCAAAUGUUCGCCAGAGUGAUCGACAGAAUGUGUUUUAUCGUAUUUAUUUUCAUCUAUUUGAUCCUCCUGUUGCGGUUCAUGCCGUAACCCAACGAUACCCGCAACGAAAUCGAUAUCAAUUAUUAAUUAUUAAUAUAUAAUAUAAGAUAUUAAUAAUUACCGACGCUUCACAAUGUUAUGCAUUUAUAAUGUGUAGAAACUGUGACCUAUCAUACUUACACAUCUACUUAGUUAUCCCCAUAUCCCAUUUAUUACUAGCUACCAAUAAUAUUAUAUUCGUGUAUUGCCAUCGAUUACGUUGCUGUUAUUUUAUUAGGUACCAUUUUAUACAUUUUACGCAAAUUAUAACUUCUAAUAAUAUGUAGGUACGGUAUUACCUAUGUGGCUAUGUGUACCUUUGCAAUAAUAUGAGACGAUCAGUGACGAACUUCAAAUACCUAAUACAGAAAGCGUGUCAUUUGUUUGCAAUCACCUCAAUCCAGCGAUUUGUACAAUACCCAUAGCCGUUAUAAUAUAGCCACACACACAUACGUUUAGCAGCGUGUGCGUUCUAAUCAUUUAAAUUUCACAAAAAACUACCCUCCUACCCUAUAAAAUUCAGAAGCAGCCGCUUCUAAAAUAAUAAUGAGAAUAGUCUGAGUUACAAAUUACUAUAAUAACAUUACUUACCUAUACCUGCCUACCUACAUGCCUACAAAUUAAAAUAUUAGAGUUGAGCCGAUACCGAUAUCGGUACAUAAUAAUAUCGGGUAUAAGUUUUUUUUUUUGGAACCUAUAGCAAAACCGAUACAAUGUACAAUGCAAGUCGCACAUCGAUAUGUAUGUAAUGAUUGUGGUUAUAGCAAUAAUGCUGUAAAUAUUCCAAACAAACUCCCGACAAACUACGAUUUAUAUCAGUUAUCAGUUUUUGAAAAAAUAUAGGUACCUUUUACCUAUACAUUUUUUUUUUGUAUCGGUUCAUGGACCCAAGAAAAUAAAAUAUUGGAUUAGUUAUCGCCUAUUGGUUUCAUAUCGGCAACAUACACCGGAAUAUUGGAAAAAUGCGUUAUCGGUCCGGCUCUAAAAAGUAUCUAUAGCAGGGUACCAAUACCUAUAAUUUACUGUAGAUACUGUAGUACUGUUUUACUGUAGAUUCAUAACUGUAAUUUUACUAUAAUGUCAUUACUAUUAUUAUUAAUAUAUACCUAUAAAUUAUGUAUGGCG
Molecule: messenger RNA, 15466 nt
Organism: Cinara cedri
Lineage: Eukaryota; Metazoa; Arthropoda; Insecta; Hemiptera; Aphididae
Source: the annotation of a GenBank genome assembly